CACACUCACAGAGAAAAUUAUGGAUCAAUUUUUCAAAUAUGACACCCAAGAUGAGAUUUUCUGGAUGGAGGCAGCUUUUCCGGCGAAUCGAAGUGCUUUCGUCCGGUACACAGACCGACCCAUUGCUGCAAAGAGUAUGAGUACUGGAUUGAAUAAUCGAAAUUUAAUCAAGAGAAUGAUCGAUCUCUUGAUCAGGAGGAGUCGGACUCCGUUGAUCAAAGGUAAAGAACACGAUACAGAGCGGAGUUGUCGGCACAUGAUUAAUGAGAGGAUGAGGAGGGAGAAGCAAAAACAGAGUUACUUGGCCUUGCAUUCCGUUUUGCCUCCCGGAACCAAGAAUGAUAAAAAGUCAAUAGUUCAGACGGCGGCCAAAGAAGUUGAAGAUCUGCAGAGAUAUAAAGAAGAGUUGGAGAGGAGAAAAGAAGAGCUUGAAGGGAUCUUGGCAACAACAGAGAGUGUAAGGGGAGAGAAGAUAAGAUUAAAAGUGCCUAAUCCUUCAUCUGGCAUUGAUUCUAUGGUGGAGGUUUUGAAAUGCUUGAAGAGUAUGGGGUCCAAAACCAGAGCCAUCCAAUCAGUAUUUUCACCUCAUGAAUUUUCAGCAGUAUUGAAUGUCCAAUCCCAGGUUGGAGCUGGGGAAAUAGAGAAGGCAGUGCAUGGAGCACUACAUGCUGUUGAAAAGAAAUUUCGUUUCCAUUUCCUACAAGAUUAAAGAAAGUUGAAUAAAGUAUAGGAAGUCAAUAGAAUUUCAAUAUCCUAAGCCCAAAAUAAAUCAACACCACAUGACAAUCCAAUUUAGCUUAGCUGCUUUAACGCCAGUUUUGACUGGUCGUUGUACAUUGUAAAUUGCAAGCAAAGAGAACCAACUUGGAAGGUGUCACUUGGGCUACUUUUGUACUCGCCAAAUUAGAAAAUUAUAUACAUUCAUCUUUCUUGAGAAUAUAAUCUUAUUAUGUUACCUAUAAUUAGUAAUUUUUUUAAGUUAUUGGUUUAA
Cornus florida is the source of this 991-nucleotide messenger RNA. RefSeq names its product transcription factor bHLH92. The transcript has 3 exons. Bases 20 to 709 code for a protein of 229 amino acids. Gene Ontology annotation, molecular function: protein dimerization activity. The record is from RefSeq and is a predicted model, not a curated record. NCBI's taxonomy places the organism in Eukaryota, Viridiplantae, Streptophyta, Magnoliopsida, Cornales, Cornaceae.